GAGCCGAUCUGAACAAUGGCACUGUUCUUGUCUUCAGCAGAGCUGCUUUAAAGCUGAAACUGGAUUUUUUGUCAACUGAUGAAUUUGGCAACAUUAUUUCCCGUGUAUUAAUGUGAAGCUGUAUUGUUUGAAUAAAUACGAGUCGACAGUAACACAAACAGCUUGGUGUGACUGCGCCUUUAAGAGACGCUCCGCUGGUGACGCGCCGCGGCCGGUGGGCAGGAAGAGUGCGCGCGCGUCUGCGCGAUAGAGAGGCGCGUUGAUCGCUCCCGGAGCGCAGACACGGCACACGGUCCGGCGGAAUGCGCUUCUAAUGCUGGGCCACGGUCGGAAGCAAGGCCAUCCUCACCGCAGAACACUCACCGAACGGAGCAGCGGCCGCACCCGAUCCCGGAGACCGGCGGCGAGCGGAAUAACGGCGGACUGAAAACAGCAGGGCGGCUCGACACGGGUGCACGGAGAGAGAGAGAGAGAGAGAGCGCCUGAGCGAGAGAGAGAGAGAGAGAGAGAGAGAGAGACUGCCCAAGCGUUCAGAGCCAUGAGAGAAUACAAAGUGGUCGUGUUGGGAUCCGGCGGCGUGGGAAAAUCGGCGCUGACCGUGCAGUUCGUCACCGGAUCCUUCAUUGAGAAGUACGACCCGACGAUAGAGGACUUCUACCGCAAGGAGAUCGAGGUGGACUCGUCGCCGUCGGUGCUGGAGAUCCUGGACACGGCGGGCACCGAGCAGUUCGCCUCCAUGCGCGAUCUGUACAUCAAGAACGGCCAGGGCUUCAUCCUCGUGUACAGUCUGGUCAACCAGCAGAGCUUCCAGGACAUCAAGCCCAUGCGCGACCAGAUCAUCCGCGUCAAGCGCUACGAACGCGUGCCCAUGAUCCUGGUGGGCAACAAGGUGGAUCUGGAGGGCGAGAGGGAGGUGUCUUCCGGGGAAGGCAAGGCGCUGGCGGACGAGUGGAACUGCCCGUUCAUGGAGACUUCGGCCAAAAACAAAGGCUCUGUGGACGAGCUGUUCGCGGAGAUCGUGCGGCAGAUGAACUACGCGUCGGCGCCGAGCGGAGACGACCAGUGCUGCGCGUCCUGCGCGAUUCUUUAAACCCGAGCGCGACUUCUGGUUUCUCGUUCGCGUUUGUUGCCAUGGUGAGAGCGCAAAUAACGACGGAGAACAAAACACGACAGACAUCGCUUAAUUCUGCCGUGGGGGGAAAAGUUCGGCCGAAAACCGAAGUUCUGGCACCUUUCAUCGCGAAUUAAGAGCUGGCAGAACUUUUAGUUUUGGGGAAACCGUCGCCUUAAAGGAGCCGUUCACCCAAAAAUGAGAGUUCCGCUAUCAUUUAUUGUAUGAGUUUCGUCUGCUGAACACAAAAGAAGAUGUUUUGAAGAAUGUUGCUAACCGAACAGCUGUUAGUCCCCUUAGUAUGAAAAAAAAAAGUGCUAUGGACCAGAAACGGUCUUUUUUGUUUUCUUUCCGGCGGAAUACAGAUGACAGAACUUUGGUUUUCGGUCGACCUGUCGCUUUAACUGUCAUCAGUAUUCCUAUAAGUGUCCUACCAUGUCUUGCACACGACAAAAGAAUAUUGAAACAAGUGUUUACAUGACAGAAUACUUGAAUGUUCUGGGAUUAUAUCAAUAUAUAUAUAACCAACACGUUUAAAUCAGAGGCACUUGAGGGGGGUUUGUUUUCAGGUGCCUGGCUGUGACGAACGCUAGUAAUUAGUUUGUUGUUUGUAUUUUAUUUUGGAGGUGUGUUGCAGGACUGUUGAGGAUCAGUGGAUCACUCUUCAGGAUUUACAGCACACCAUUGAUGUCAACACAAGUGUCUUGCACUCUCAACUGGAACUUAAACCCCAAAAACGUGGAGGUUAAAGCGGCUGUGUGUUGCUCAUGGACUUGGAAACCCUUGUUGUGAAUCGUACAAAGUAUUGCUUUCCGUGACGUCACAAUUGAAACCACUCUCACGAGCCACUCCCCCAUUGAGCGCACGAGGACUUUACUGUUUUGACGCGUCGAGUGCCUUCCAAAAACCUGUUCAAGAGUUUAGUGCCAACCUGCAAGAGUCCCGGUUCAGUGCUUAACUGUUACACUUGCUAAUGGUUUCGGGGGUUAACGACGUUUAAAAGGCCUAUUGUUUCUUUGUUUUAGUUUUUCUCCAAUACAGGUACUGAAGCCCCCAGACUCAAACCACGAACCACUGUCUGUAUGAAAUCACAUGUUUUAUUUAGUUUUUAACAAAUGUGAUGUACCAUUGAAAUUCUAAUCCGAUUGUACGUUUAAUUUCAGACUAGCGUUUUAACAGCUGUCUGGUUGUUUUAAACGAGACUUUUAAUACAUGCAUUUUUAAAAAAAACUUCAUGCACAGUGUUUGUUU
Messenger RNA from Sinocyclocheilus rhinocerous, 2362 nucleotides. RefSeq names its product RAP2B, member of RAS oncogene family (gene rap2b). Gene Ontology annotation, cellular component: membrane. Gene Ontology annotation, molecular function: GTP binding; GTPase activity. Gene Ontology annotation, biological process: Rap protein signal transduction. The transcript is spliced from 2 exons. Bases 539 to 1090 code for a protein of 183 amino acids. Lineage: Eukaryota; Metazoa; Chordata; Actinopteri; Cypriniformes; Cyprinidae. The record is from RefSeq and is a predicted model, not a curated record.